This is a messenger RNA of Wyeomyia smithii (pitcher-plant mosquito), 1565 nucleotides long. Its product is annotated as sodium-dependent nutrient amino acid transporter 1-like. Gene Ontology annotation, biological process: sodium ion transmembrane transport. Gene Ontology annotation, molecular function: L-amino acid transmembrane transporter activity. The transcript is spliced from 5 exons. Gene Ontology annotation, cellular component: membrane. The coding region runs from base 105 to 1526 and encodes 473 amino acids. The record is from RefSeq and is a predicted model, not a curated record. NCBI's taxonomy places the organism in Eukaryota, Metazoa, Arthropoda, Insecta, Diptera, Culicidae.
CGAAGCGUCUCCCGCUAGUUAGUAACCGACAGUAACGGCCAUUGAACGGUGGAGGUGAACGAAAGUGGAAGUGUUUUGCUGGUAAUUCGCGAAUCAUUUUGAAUAUGAGCCUGCAAAAUUCAGUAACCGUUGAACCAGUGGUCAAAAGUAGUGAGAAAUUAGGUGAUGCGACAACUACCGUAGCGAUCGAUUCCGGUGUAAAGAACGUACAGUUAAAUGGGAUUAAGAGCAUCAGCAGUCAGGGAGGUGUACUCGGGGAAAUUUCGACGGAUGAUUGCAAACGUGAAAAAUGGAGCACUAGCAUAGAGUUUCUGUUGUCCUGUGUGGCGCUUUCGGUUGGGUUCGGUAAUGUUUGGCGGUUCCCUUACACGGCACUCCAGAAUGGAGGAGGCGCGUUCCUGAUACCGUACUUGAUUGUACUGUUUGUGGUCGGUAGGCCGAUUUACUACUUGGAGAUGGUUUUCGGUCAGUUUUCCAGCCGAGGAUGUGUGAAAGUGUUUGAUGUGUGCCCACUGAUGCGCGGUAUAGGAGUGGGACAAACCAUCACGAUGUUCACGAUAGUGGGCUACUAUGCGGCUGUGCUUGCCCUUCUUUUCGUUAACAGUUUCAAGCAACAUUUUCAAGCAACAGUUUCAAGCAACAUUUACCGCGAUGCCACCAUCAUAUCCAUCCUGGACACUCUUACUUCGAUAAUCUCCGGCGUGAUUGUGUUCGGUGUGGUCGGAAACCUAGCACACGUUACACACCGGGAUGUGCCCCAGGUGAUGAAGUCCGGACCGCAGCUUACCUUCAUCACCUACCCGGAUGCGAUCGCCAAGAUGGAUUUCGCGCCGAACUUUUUUGCGGUGAUGUUUUUCCUAAUGUUCAUCCUGCUGGGCCUGGGCAGCAACACCGGCAUCGUGACCACCAUCCUGACAUCGGUCCGCGAUAGGUAUCCCCAGGUGACAACAUGGAAAGCGGUGUUAGUCAUAUCGGUCGGCGGGUUUUGUAGUGGUUUGGUUUAUAUUACGCCGGGCGGAUUGACGAUGCUUGAUUUGAUAGAUUACUAUGGAGUUACGUUCGCUACGCUUACCCUGGUGAUCUUGGAAUUAGUCACGUUCUGCUGGAUUUACGGAGUCAACCGAAUCUGUUUUGAUAUUCAGUUCAUGCUGGGUAUUAAAACGGGAAUCUUUUGGAAAAUUUGCUGGACUUUCCUAACCUUACUCGUGGUUGGAACUAUUUUUAUACUAGAAGUAAGCAGAUACCAGCUGAAAGAGGUUCCGUUGGGAUUCAAUGUGUUCGGUUGGUGUCUCUACUCAUUUACAGUGCUGCAAGUUCUUGGUUGGGCUGCGUAUGCGAUGUGGAAGCGACCGGAGCGUCGAAUUGUCCGUAAAUUUAUUCUCGCUGCUGAACCCACCGAGGAUUGGGGUCCCGAAAGCGCGACACUGAAAAACGACUAUGAAAUGGCUCUCCGUCGAUGCGAAGAUUCCACCGGCUUAGAUAGUAAGGCUAUAAUUACUAGACUUUUUAAAAAGUUUCACAAAUAAAUUUCCAUUCAUUUACAAUAAACAUUGUAGUGAAAAGAA